GACUCUACGCGACCCUUUUGCUUGCCGUUGUGUGUGGUGUUGCUGUCCCUGUGCACGUGUCUUGCCUGGUCGCGUCGAGUUGCCAAGUAGGAAACGCUGGCAAGUUGACUACAGUCCAGUGCUAGUGCUAGUGCUGAGCGAUGCAGGAGAUACAGCUGCUGGGCCUCAAGAUCAGGGUCGUGCCUGCUGCCAUCUUUGCAGCGCUGGUUCUCUUUUCUGGCUGGGCAGGACUUUAUAUCAACAGCGGCACAAUUCCAGUGCACGACAAAGCACAGCAUGUCACACUCUUCUUCCUCAUGGCGCUCUCACUCUACUGGGUCCUGGAUGUGGGUAAGCGGAAGGCGACUCAGAUGACGUUGGUCGUUAUGCUUGCUGCGAGUGUUGGUUCAGAGUUCUUGCAAAGUGUCUUGACAACAAGGACAUUCGAUCCGCUGGAUAUCGGCGCAAACGUCGCAGGAUCUAUUGUGGCAAUCAGUCUUGAUUCAUGGUAUCAUGGACGCAUGCUUGAACGAAAGAGAAUUGCCAAGUAUGCGAAUGUGCCGCUUGCAGGCGCCGAUGAGGAUCAGAUUGGUCUUGAAGAUGUGUCUGGAGACGAUCAAGUGAAUACUAUUGCCAGGUGAUAAUGAUGACUACUAUUUACGCUACGAUCACGAAAAGCGACCAACCUUCUUUCUUUGAACUUUCACUCUUUUCAAUAAUGCCUGCAGCACUUGUUUCACUUGGAGUUCUGCAUGUCUGAGUCAUCGCCUACGCAGUAACAUGCUUUUGAUUGCGUGAACAACGCUGUCUUGGCAUGUUGUAGUAUGCUGGAUUGCCAUGCUGUUGCUAGCCUUGCUUCCACAUAAAUUCGCACCGACUUUGUCAUGACGAGUGUCCAACAAGUCGAUACUCCAUCCCAAUGAGUCUUGCCACC
This is a messenger RNA of Protomyces lactucae-debilis, 913 nucleotides long. RefSeq lists its product as uncharacterized. Bases 141 to 620 code for a protein of 159 amino acids. The record is from RefSeq and is a predicted model, not a curated record. NCBI's taxonomy places the organism in Eukaryota, Fungi, Ascomycota, Taphrinomycetes, Taphrinales, Protomycetaceae. The transcript has 2 exons.